Messenger RNA from Thalassophryne amazonica, 5185 nucleotides. RefSeq names its product protein O-linked mannose N-acetylglucosaminyltransferase 2 (beta 1,4-) (gene pomgnt2). Gene Ontology annotation, molecular function: protein binding; protein O-acetylglucosaminyltransferase activity. The coding region runs from base 299 to 2101 and encodes 600 amino acids. The record is from RefSeq and is a predicted model, not a curated record. Lineage: Eukaryota; Metazoa; Chordata; Actinopteri; Batrachoidiformes; Batrachoididae. Gene Ontology annotation, biological process: protein O-linked glycosylation via mannose. Gene Ontology annotation, cellular component: endoplasmic reticulum. The transcript has 2 exons.
UAUCCAGGCAGCUGCAGCGGCUUUGCUGGUUCGCUGUUAGCCCCAAACAGCAGCUGAAAGCCAGCUGAGAUGCUGCGGGGAACCACUGACGGAGCGCCGGGCUGGCUGGACUCCAUGUUGAACCUUUUCUGGGGCUAACAUUGAGGCUGAGGCCGGUUCAGCGAACCUGACAGCUCUCCUCGCCUUCAAACAUCAUUUUCUGUUAAACCGAAGUCACUUCCUGGCAGCGGAUGUCUCAUCACCUUCGUCUGAGGUCGGAGGUCAGUUGGACGGGGGAGACGGGUCCUCGGCAGCAGUGAUGCGGGCGUCAGUGGCAGGAUGCAGGAUGAGCGUCGGGGCGCUCCUGAACGGGCUCCUGGUGUCUGUGUUGGCAGCGCUGCUGUGGAAGUACUCCAAACUGAGCGAGCAUGCCACCCUUCUAGAGGAGGAGCUGCACAUGAUGCGCCAAUCCCAGGAGCUUUUGCAGGUUCGCAUCGACUACCACGUGGCACUGCAGGCGCUCCAGGAACACGGCACCCGGAUGAUUUGCACUGGGAAGAUGCACACUGACCGCAUCUGUCGUUUUGACUACCUGUGUUACUGCUCCGAGGCUGAGGAGUUUGUCUUCUUCCACUCCAACUCCUCCAUCAUGUUGCCGAACCUGGGAUCCAGGCGGUUCCAGCCUGCCCUGUUGGACUUGUCCUCAGUGGAGGAUCACAACACACAGUACUUCAACUUUUUGGAGCUCCCAGCUGCUGCUUUGAAGUUCAUGCCGAAGCCCGUGUUCGUACCAGACGUGACAUUGAUCCUGAAUAGGUUUAACCCAGACAACCUAAUGCACGUGUUCCACGAUGACCUGCUUCCAACCUUCUAUACAAUGAAACAGUACUUGGACUUGGAUGACGAGGCCCGUUUGGUCUUCAUGGAGGGCUGGGGUGAAGGUCCGCACUUUGACCUCUACCGACUGCUGAGCACCAAACAGCCACUGCUCAAAGAGCAGCUGAAGAACUUUGGCAAACUCAUGUGUUUUACUAAAUCAUAUGUUGGUUUGUCUAAGAUGACCACCUGGUACCAGUAUGGUUUUGUCCAGCCACAGGGCCCCAAAGCCAAUGUUUUGGUCUCUGGGAAUGAGAUCCGGCAGUUUGCCAAGGUUCUGAUGCAGAAAAUGAACAUCAGCAGGGUGGACAAGGUGGAGAAAGACAGUGGAAGUGCUGAAGAUGAGAAAGAGAAGAAGGAUGAAUACAUUGUUGUGUUUAGUCGCUCAACAACCAGACUGAUACUGAAUGAAGCUGAGCUCAUCAUGGCUCUAGCUCAGGAGUUUCAGAUGAGAGUGGUUACGGUGUCCCUGGAGGAACAGUCUUUUCCGAGCAUUGUCCAGGUGAUUAGCGGCGCAUCAGCGUUGGUUAGCAUGCACGGAGCUCAGCUUAUUACGUCCCUCUUCCUCCCCAGAGGAGCUGCUGUGGUUGAGUUGUUCCCCUUUGCUGUCAACCCGGAGCAGUACACCCCAUAUAAAACCCUGGCCUCCCUCCCAGGCAUGGACCUCCACUACAUCUCCUGGAGGAACACUAUGGAGGAGAACACAGUCACCCACCCGGAGAGAUCCUGGGAACAGGGAGGCAUUGCUCACCUGGUGAAGGAGGAGCAAGAGCGAAUACUGGCUAGUAAAGAUGUCCCACGGCACCUGUGCUGCCGCAACCCAGAGUGGCUCUUCCGAAUCUACCAGGACACACUGGUGGACAUUCCUUCUUUCCUGGAAGCCCUCAGAGAAGGCUUAAAGACAAAGCCCAAUUUGAAGAAGGCAAAGACAGCCAGCGCGGUCCAUCCUGGCCGGGUCAGGGAAGCCCAGUGUCAGACAUCUGUGCAGACCACCAGUGAGGCCAAACUCACAGUGUCCUGGCAGAUCCCGUGGAACCUGAAGUACCUGAAGGUGAGAGAAGUUAAGUACGAGGUGUGGAUCCAGGAGCAGGGGGAGAACACCUACAUGCCUUACAUCCUGCCACAGCAGAACUACACAUUUUCAGAGAACAUUAAGCCCUUCACCACAUACCUGGUGUGGGUCAGGUGCAUCUUCAACAAGAACCUGCUGGGACCUUUUGCAGAUGUUCUUACAUGUAGAACCUAGCACAAACCAGCUCACUGCUGCAACAUUUUCAAACAAGAGUAGAGUCGCGUUUGUUCCAGACAAUCGCAUCCGAAGAGUGAUCUCUCGGGAAAUGAUUGUUUCUACAAUCCAAUAUCAUCCGUUAAACUCUGCUAGGUGACGUUUCCAUGGAGACAGCCAUGUGACAGGUGACGGGGUGGUCAGAACGUGAUGGCAGCAACAGGAACUGAAGAAACAACUGGAAACCAUGUCUGUGUUUCUGAUACAAGACAUUAAAUCACAUUAAUUACGUGCAGAAUGAUUCAGCAGAUGUCUGAACACGGAUUCUUCAGCUUUUACUUUAUGCAACGGAGCUUUUCUGUGGAAGAGAUGGAUCUGAUGGAUUCGGGGUCGUCUCGGAAUCAGGAUUUUGUUUUAAAAGCCUCUUUGCUCAAGAAGAAACAUUUCAGUGUGUAGAAACUGUUACAAUGAUUGAAAUGUUUUAAAAAUAUCUGCAACUCCACGUCAAUGUUAAUUUUUGUUUUACAAAGGAGUGUUUUGGAUUCAUGUUCAUCUGGAAAUGUGGAUGCAAAACCAGGCGGACACCUAAACAUGCAGCUCUGUAAUUCUCACUUAAAAACAAAAAAUAAUUACAAAAUCAAUAAUUUGUUCUGAGACUCUUCUGUUCUGACCUUUAGUGCAGGAACCCCGAGUGAACUUUUGACCUCUGGCUGGCUAAUGGGUCUUGUAAUCGUCCUCUUGGAAAAAUCUAAAUUGGAGUCCUAAAUGUAGGAUUGGUUUAACUCCUCGAUCUUGCAGUGUUAAAGUCAUGAAGAUGCAAAAUUUGAGGCGUGUGUGUGUAGAUGAUCACGGAAAUUUAUUGAACUCGUUGUCCCCGUCAGUCUGUGUAUUACCUCCCCAAUAAUUACUUAAAAGUCUUCACAAAGACUUGUUGGCCUGAUCUGGCCCCCGUGUCAACAGUUUGACACCCCUGUUCAGUACGUGUGUGCUGUUCAUGUGGUUUCGUUUCAGGACUGUUGGAAUCCAGCUUUUGCAGAAUCUGGAAAAAAAACAAAACCGCAUUCUUCAGCAUAAUAUUGACCAAAAGAACCUCACUGUCAUUUUUAUCUCCUGUCAAAUAUGAAGACCGUUGGAUUUUUUUCAUAAUGAUACAAGAACAAAGUUACAUUCACGAACAGGGUAAUUUCAAUAAAAAUGACAAAUGUUAUUUUUCCCUUGAUAUUUUUGCAUUCAUUUACAUAAUGACAAGCUGACUUGUUUCAAACAAUGUCCAAUAAUAAGGUCCAGAAUGAUAGUAAAUAACAGUAUUUUAUCUCAAUGCUUUGAAAAUUUAUGAAAAAAAAUUGUCAUAUGUGUAACGCUUAGGGUGUUACACUUCUGACAUAUUUAAAAUAGCUACUUCGUCUGUCAUAACUUUAUAAAGCAUUGAGAUAAAAUACUAUUUAUCAUCACUCUGGACCUCAAUAUUGGACAUUAUUUGAAACAAGUUGCCUUCUCAUUAUAUAAAAUCCUCCUUACACAGGCACAGAGUCCGUUUUGUAGCCCUUGUGCAAGCAGAAAAUGGGGAGGCCGCCACAGGAUGCUGAAGGGAUGCACCGCCACCAUGGUCUUACACCAUGGUCACCGUGACAUAUGGAACAUGCACCUUAAAAACGUAGAGGAGUCUCCAAGGCUGGAGGACGCACAAAUGACUCACAAGCGAUACAUAAACACUGCACAGAUGACGCCAUGGCUGCCCAAUGAGCGCUGAAUGAACGCACCAGCAUCGGGGCCGACUGCUGUGAUUCUUAUGAAUAAAGUUCAAUUUAUAAAGUGCUGUUAUAAAAUGCAAAAUAAGUUCCUUGUCAGCUGAUGUCCACUAAGUUCAUCAGAAAGUUUUGUGCUUGUUCAAAACUUUUCCUACGGCUGAUGGCUCAUUCUAGGCUAUUGAAAGCUCUGGUGUCAGUUAAACACAAGUGGAUAUGCAGCACAGCUUCAUGUCUUGAAGAAAAAGAUAGCACUUUCUCUCACUCUUGCUCACUCUCUCUCUUUGUCAGCAAGGAGGUAAAGCAGAGUUGUUCGUUGUCCUGGUGCACGAACAGUGAGGAAAUAUGCUUUUAGAACACAGCAAACUCUGCUCAAAUCCAGUAUAUAUGUCUAUAGUGUGGGAAAAUCCUGCUCUGCGCAGAUCUCAGUGGAAAUGUGAUGUCAUCUGUAGCGCCCCAACCUUCCCCUUCAUAUUUCAGUAUUCACUUAGACCCCUGUUACACAGGACGUCAUCCUUUGGCAGUCCAUUGUGCAUCCUAAAAUUUGCCAGGAUGAAGAAGGGAAAAAAUAAAAGUAGCUAUUAUUAAUUACCAACAUAAAGUUGCAGUGUUAAAUUAUGAUCCGGGUCCUUUAACAUUAUCGUUUGAUACUGAGCCAGUUACAGACACUUUGAAAUAUGUAUUUAUCUUUCCUAUUUUCUAUCAUGAACGUCAUUAAAGCUGUGGGUAUUUCUUAAAAGUUUCAUAGUUUUUUAAAAUUAUUAUUAUUUUACCUCUAACACUGUCAUCUUCACACAAACUGUUAAUUGUUCCUUCUUUCAUCUUGUACAUUUCUGCUGCUUAUGAAGAACUGCACUUUUUCAAAUAGUUAUUUUGAAAAUAAUUUAUUUAAAAAAUCCACAGUAAUCUACAGCCUUGGUAUCAGCAGCAAAUGUACUUUAAUAUUUAAUGGAACAUUUUGCACAAAAUUAUUCUGACUUAAAUUUAAGGACUAAGAUUAAAGGACUUUAUGUCAUUAACACUUCAGACACAUGCAGAUGCUCAGAUUUGCUCCAGUGUUAUAAUUUAGAUUUUUUUUUUUUUUUGUGCUGAAUGCAAAACUGUAAACUGAAUUUUAUAAAACCCAUUUUCAUGUGAAACCAGUGAAGUCCAUCGCCUUGUGUCAAAUUAUUUUCAAAUGCUGGAUUUUUUUUUUUUUUUAAUGUGCUUUAUUUUCUUUAGAUGAUUUGUGUAUGUGUGUGUGUUUUAUUUCCCUCAAAUUUUUUUUAUGUUAUUUGCUGAUGAUGUGCUGCUUGUUGGAAGCGACACUGCAGAUGUUUAUUUAUUUUAUUUAUUUCAGAUCCUCUAACUAGCGGUAACG